AUGACGGCAGUUCCAGCGACCAAUUUCUACAUCAAAUUUCCAGAAUCAAACAAACUUAUUCAAGAACACGUACUCACUUCAUCUUCUUCUCGGAUCAGUGUCUACGCCUUGCAAGUAGGUUUGGACAGGGAUGAGAAGAAGGACUUUUGGGAGGUUUUAGAUGAGGUGGUGAGGAGCAUCCCGACCAUUAAGAAGCUUUUCAUGGGAGGAGAUUUCGAUAGGCAUAUUGGGUCUUUGUUGAGAGGUUAUGAUGAUCUGCAUGGCGGUAUUAAUUUUGGGGAGCGGGAUUACAGAGGAGCUUCUCUUUUGAAUUUUUCUAGGGCUUUUGGGUUGUGGAUAGCGAAGUCGAGCUUUCCAAAGAAGGAGGAACACCUUAUUAUAUUUCGUAGUUCAGUGGCCAAGUCUUAG
Capsicum annuum is the source of this 408-nucleotide messenger RNA. RefSeq lists its product as uncharacterized. Bases 1 to 408 code for a protein of 135 amino acids. Gene Ontology annotation, biological process: chromatin remodeling. Gene Ontology annotation, cellular component: nucleus. The record is from RefSeq and is a predicted model, not a curated record. The transcript is spliced from 2 exons. Lineage: Eukaryota; Viridiplantae; Streptophyta; Magnoliopsida; Solanales; Solanaceae.